CCGCUGCAAGAUGCCACACUCUGUAUCGCCUGAAAGCGCACCCGCAGAUGAAUCGACGCAGACAAUGUCGCAAGCCACAAGCCAGACUGGGCCAGGAACCCAGGAAGAUGUGACGAUGGGAGAGGCGUCGACUCCCGCAGCAACAGAAGCAGCAAAAGUGAAACUGGAGGACAUGUUCGAUGAUGACGAUUCAGACGAUGAGUUCACUUCGAGUGCGCCUCAGCCUAAACCAAAGGAAGAGAAAUCAUCGCAGCAACAACCAGCCGCAACAUUCAAGAUUUCCGACCGAUCGUCUUUCUCGGAGCCUGAUGUCAUGCGUGCCUUUUAUCAGCGUCUCUUUCCAUUUCGUUUCUUUUUCCAGUGGCUCAACCAUUCCGUCGUGCCGAGCAAGGAAUUCGCCCACCGAGAAUUUGCCUUUGCGCUUCAGAAUAACAUACUGGUCCGUUACCAGUCCUACCCAACCCACGACCUGCUUCGCAAAGCCUGUGUACAAGAUGUGCCUCCGAGAAUCGAUAUUGGCCCCAUAUAUUCAACAAAUCCACGCGACAGGAAGACGCUGCGGAAAGCUAGCUCGUUCGUUCCGGUCUCGAGGGAGCUGGUGUUCGAUAUUGAUAUGAACGACUACGACGACAUCAGAACAUGCUGUACCGGUGCCAAUAUUUGUCGAAAAUGCUGGGCGUUCAUAACCAUGGCCAUAAAAGUUGUUGACAGUGCGUUGAGGGAGGAUUUUGGUUUCAAGCAUAUCCUGUGGAACUACUCUGGUCGACGUGGUGCUCACGCCUGGGUUUGCGACAAAAGGGCGCGUGAGAUGGACGACUCAAAGCGUCGGGCAGUAGCUGGCUAUCUGGAACUCCUCAAGGGCGGUGACCAGGGUGGAAAGAAAGUCAACGUGCGCCGGCCACUACAUCCGCACGUGGAACGUAGCUUGAACAUUCUCAAGGAGCAUUUCUCAACCACCAUUCUAGAUGAGCAAGAUCCGUGGGCUGACGAGGAGAAGGCUGCACACUUGUUAGGCCUGAUUCCUGAUACAACACUCCGCGCUGCACUGCAGAAGAAGUGGGAGUCUUCGCCUUCACGCCCCAGCGCCUCGAAAUGGGCAGACAUUGACAGUGUCGCCAAGUCUGGUGCGCUAUCCAAAUCCUCGAGAGACUUGUUGGAGGCGAAGCAGGACAUUGUUCUCGAAUACACAUACCCACGCCUUGAUGCAGAUGUAUCGAAGAAGAUGAACCAUUUGCUCAAAUCGCCGUUCGUUGUGCAUCCAGCGACCGGGCGCAUCUGCGUACCAAUUGAUCCACAGAAUGUGGAUGAAUUUGAUCCGCUCAGUGUGCCAACAGUGCUUGAUUUACUGAAAGAGAUUGACGACUGGCAAGGAGACGAGGAUGAGAAUGGCGAGAAGAAACUGCAAGAUUGGGAGAAGACAAGCCUCAGGCCGUAUAUCAAUCAAUUCAGGAUAUUUGUCGCUGGAUUGCUGAAGGAUGAGAAAGAUGGGGGUGGGUUGAAGAGACCAAGAGAGGAGGGAGGAGACGCGAUGGAGUUCUAA
Messenger RNA from Periconia digitata, 1540 nucleotides. The record is from the annotation of a GenBank genome assembly. Lineage: Eukaryota; Fungi; Ascomycota; Dothideomycetes; Pleosporales; Periconiaceae.